GAGAGAGAGAGAGAGAGAGAGACGUGGCAACACACUCACAGACACUGACACACACACCGAUACACACACCUGUCUCACAUACAGUACAUUCACGCAGGAGCACAGGCAUAGCCGUCACUCUCUCUGUGGAAUCGCUGGUGGCAGACAGUUUUGUGCCAAGAUGCCCUUUUCUGACUGGCUCCUGGUUGGCACUCUUCUGGCACUUGGAGGUAAAAGUUUAGUUCUAACUUCAUGUGAUGAUUGAUGUAUCCAUAUUAAUAAGUGCACAGUGCAUGAUUUCUGUGCGAAAGGCUAUGCGAGAGGCUUUUGGUUGGUAAAGGGUACAUUAGAAUUUGCCAUCUGCUGUUUGUGUCAUGCCUGUUGUAUUAUUCAUUGGAAUAUCUUUGCAUGGAAUUUGCCUGAGAAUGAAUCUAAUGAGAAUGACACUCUAUCAAUGAUUAUGCAUUCUGAAAUGUUGUUUAGAAGUCAAUCUUUUGAUUGCUUCUAUUGUCUUGUUUGAGAGUACUAUCGUGUUGCACUGUGAUUUUAUAAAAGUUAUUAUACACGAUUUGGCUGGCUGCUCUCUUCUUUGUCUACUUGCAGAGCUUCUACAAUUUGGCAUUUUCUCACCAUUGCAUUUAGUCCUCAUUUGCCCCUGGAUGAAGUUACAUUGAUUUUGGGGGACAAAUCCCAGCGCUUACUAUAAUGUCUGAUAAAAUCAGUGACUGAACAACAACAGUACUCAACAUUGAUCUAGGAAUGUGCUUACACAGCAGUAUAAUUGUCACUUUCCAAGGUCUCUUCCUCAUUUGUUUUUUUCUCAUUUCAGGAAGCUGGAAUGUCAUUCGUGCUGAUGUUGGGUCUGAAAGGAACUGCUCUAAAAUCCCACCGGUAUGAUGAUCUAGGUCAGAUGUAGUGCUGUUACACCAUGUGUCUUUGUAUACCAUGUCCCUUCUGGGGACUCAAAUAAAUGUGUAGUGAAUGAGUGUCAGGUCAGUGAAUAUAUAAUCAGGUCAGACACACAGUAUGCAACCCUGCUUUUACAACUCUUAGUUUCACUCAUUGGCAUAAUUAGCCUGGGCCCAUAUUUAUAAAGAAACUCAGAGUAGGCGUUCUGAUUUAGAAUCAGGUCCUCCCUGUCCAUAUAAUUUGAUUAAUUAUUAUUUAUUAUUUUAAAAAACUAAUCGUAGAUCAGCACUUCUAUUCUGAAACGCUUUAUGAAUACGGGGUAAGGAAUCUACACUAAAUAUCGCUCAAUUUCACUGUUGUUUUACUUUACUCAUUCAGUCUGAGAAAUUCACUCAUCGUGACUCUGACAAUCACGUUAAUCAUGCAUUCAUGUCAAUAGGCGAUUCACACAUAUUUUAUGGUUGGAAUUCAGCCCUCUCACCCUGUCUUCUGUUUGUUCCAGUACCUGCCUUCCACCGUGGUCAACACUACCCUACGGCUGCAGGCCUUGAGGGAGGCUAUGAGUUCUCUCAAUGUCUCUGCCUACAUCAUCCCUGGGACAGACGCUCACCUGGUAGGAGUGUGUGUGUGUGUACGCAUGUGUGUGUGCAUGGUGACCAAGUGUGUGUGUAUGUGUUGUGUGUGGUGCUGACAACAUGUGUAUCUCCUACAGAGUGAGUACAUUGCCCCACGUGAUGCACGGAUGGCCUUUAUGUCGGGCUUCACAGGCUCUGCAGGUAGGUAUCUCUAUGUCCUUUCCUCCCUUCUUUUUUCUCCCCUCCUCUCCUACUUCUCCUCCCCUCAGUUCUAAAAUACCACACCCCCUUCAUCUCCUCUUGUCUCAGUUUUAGUCCUUCCCAUUCACCUCACCUCUACUUCUCAGUUCAUCUCUCACCCCCCCUCCUCCUCCUCUCCCCUCCUCCUCCUUAUCCUCUCCUACCUCCUAGUCCCACAGUCAUUCCUCCCCUGUCCUCCACUUCUCCUACCCUCUCUUCCACUCCUCCAUCUUCAUUGCUUCUCCUUCUCACAUCCAUCAGCUCCCUGCCCCCUCCCCCACCCUCACAGAACCAUUGAUGAGUGACAGAUGAGCUGUGAAUCAGGGAGCUUCCAUAGACCGAUCAGCCUGGUCUCAUAGACUAGAAGUAACAUAGUAAACUCAAAUCCGGGACACUGAAAUUAGUAUGAUAUGUUACAUUUGGUAUCGUUACAUAAGACAAAAGGUUCUUAAGGCAAAAAUGAAAGGAGGGUGGUGGGUCGGGGUUGAUAGGUGGGUGUAUAACGUGAACAUCUAGCAACCCAAAGGUUGUGUGUUCGAAUCUCAUCACGAACAACUUGAGCAAAUUAGCAACUACUUACUACUUUUUAGCUACUUUGCAACUACAUAGCAUGUUAGCUAACCCUUCCCCUGACCUUAACCCUUUAACCUAACUCCUAACCUUAACCCUAACCUUAACCCCUAGCCUAGCUAACAUUAGCAACCUAGCUAAUGUUAGCUUUAGCCACCUAGAUAACAUUAGCGACCUAGCUAACGUUAGCUUUAGAAACCUAGCUAACAUUAGCAACAACAACUUGGAAUUCGUAACAUAUCAUAUGUAUUGCAAAUUCGUAACAUAUUGUAAAAAUUGCAAUUCGUAACAUAUCAUACGAAUUGUAAUUCGUAAAAUAUCAAAUGAAAUGGAUGAUGGACAUCCACAAAUUAAUAGAUACCAUACUAAAUGGAGGGAGACAGAUUUACGUAUACUAUGUUAAGUCUACCCUUGAGUCCAGGUUGGACAGAUUGAUGGGGAGAUCUAUUCCUGGACUAUUGCACUGACAUAAACGGAUGAUCAAUGCCAUUUCUGUGCUAGAGCUCAGGCAGAUGAAUAGAUCAUUCCAAGCACAGUUAGAAUUUCUCCCCUGAGAAUAAGACAAGCAAUUUUAUAGUAUUUUUUUUUUAUCUGGCAGAUGUUCAGAUUAGUCUGAGUCUGGCAGUUUGCGAUAUAUAAAUAGAGGUCAACACCACUAUUACAAAGCUGUUAUGAUUGUGUUAUGAAAAUUCCUUGAAUGAUUUGGUACAUUUUGUGAUCAUUGGUACUGUUGUACGUCCCUCUGGUACGUACUUGUCAUGUAAGUACUCUUAACUCUGAGAUGACCACACAGCCAUGCAUCAUUCAAACUGAACACAACUCUCCAUGAUGUGUAAUGUAACCCUCCCUCCCCAGGCACAGCAGUGGUGACCCUGAACAAGGCGGUCCUCUGGACAGACAGUCGCUACUGGGUCCAGGCUGAACGCCAAAUGGACUGCAACUGGGAGCUGGAGAGAGAUGGUAAGAUGAUUUGAUUUGAUUUAUUAGGAUCUCUAUUAGCCGAUGUCAAUGGCAAUAGCUAGUCUUACUGGGGUCCGAUAUUUAACGGAAAAUACAUUACAGACAAAAUACUUUAGAAUUUACAUACAUUUAAAAACAUUAACAUGUAGAUUGUGUGUGUAGUUUGUGUGCAUGAUACUUUAUUGCAAAAAAGAGACUAGAGCUGCAGGCUGUGUUGACUAGACUAGAGCUGCAGAUGGUUGACUAGACUAGAGCUGCAGACUGUGUUGUCUAGACUAGAGCUGCAGACUGUUGACUAGACUAGAGCUGCAGACUGUGUUGUCUAGACUAGAGCUGCAGACUGUUGACUAGACUAGAGCUGCAGACUGUGUUGACUAGACUAGAGCUGCAGGCUGUGUUGACUAGACUAGAGCUGCAGACUGUUGACUAGACUAGAGCUGCAGACUGUGUUGUCUAGACUAGAGCUGCAGACUGUUGACUAGACUAGAGCUGCAGACUGUUGACUAGACUAGAGCUGCAGACUGUUGACUAGACUAGAGCUGCAGACUGUGUUGUCUAGACUAGAGCUGCAGACUGUGUUGACUAGACUAGAGCUGCAGACUGUGUUGACUCAACUAGAGCUGCAGACUGUUGACUAGACUAGAGCUGCAGACUGUGUUGUCUAGACUAGAGCUGCAGACUGUGUUGACUAGAUUAGAGCUGCAGACUGUGUUGACUCAACUAGAGCUGCAGACUGUUGACUAGACUAGAGCUGCAGACUGUGUUGUCUAGACUAGAGCUGCAGUGUGUUGACUAGACUAGAGCUGCAGACUGUUGACUAGACUAGAGCUGCAGACUGUGUUGACUAGACUAGAGCUGCAGACUGUUGACUAGACUAGAGCUGCAGACUGUGUUGUCUAGACUAGAGCUUAAGACUGUGUUGACUAGACUAGAGCUGCAGACUGUUGACUAGACUAGAGCUGCAGACUGUGUUGACUAGACUAGAGCUGCAGACUGUUGACUAGACUAGAGCUGCAGACUGUGUUGUCUAGACUAGAGCUGCAGACUGUGUUGACUAGAAUAGAGCUGCAGACUGUGUUGACUAGACUAGAGCUGCAGACUGUUGACUAGACUAGAGCUGCAGACUGUUUUGUCUUGACUAGAGCUGCAGACUGUGUUGACUAGACUAGAGCUGCAGACUGUAUUGACUAGACUAGAGCUGCAGACUGUUGACUAGACUAGAGCUGCAGACUGUGUUGACUAGACUAGAGCUGCAGACUGUGUUGUCUAGACUAGAGCUGCAGACUGUGUUGACUAGACUAGAGCUGCAGACUGUGUUGACUAGACUAGAGCUGCAGACUGUGUUGACUAGACUAGAGCUGCAGACUGUUGACUAGACUAGAGCUGCAGACUGUGUUGUCUAGACUAGAGCUGCAGACUGUUGACUAGACUAGAGCUGCAGACUGUUGACUAGACUAGAGCUGCAGACUGUUGACUAGACUAGAGCUGCAGACUGUGUUGUCUAGACUAGAGCUGCAGACUGUGUUGACUAGACUAGAGCUGCAGACUGUGUUGACUAGACUAGAGCUGCAGACUGUUGACUAGACUAGAGCUGCAGACUGUGUUGUCUAGACUAGAGCUGCAGACUGUGUUGACUAGAUUAGAGCUGCAGACUGUGUUGACUCAACUAGAGCUGCAGACUGUUGACUAGACUAGAGCUGCAGACUGUGUUGUCUAGACUAGAGCUGCAGUGUGUUGACUAGACUAGAGCUGCAGACUGUUGACUAGACUAGAGCUGCAGACUGUGUUGACUAGACUAGAGCUGCAGACUGUUGACUAGACUAGAGCUGCAGACUGUGUUGUCUAGACUAGAGCUUAAGACUGUGUUGACUAGACUAGAGCUGCAGACUGUUGACUAGACUAGAGCUGCAGACUGUUGACUAGACUAGAGCUGCAGACUGUGUUGACUAGACUAGAGCUGCAGACUGUGUUGUCUAGACUAGAGCUGCAGACUGUGUUGACUAGAAUAGAGCUGCAGACUGUGUUGACUAGACCAGAGCUGCAGACUGUUGACUAGACUAGAGCUGCAGACUGUGUUGUCUAGACUAGAGCUGCAGACUGUGUUGACUAGACUAGAGCUGCAGACUGUAUUGACUAGACUAGAGCUGCAGACUGUUGACUAGACUAGAGCUGCAGACUGUGUUGACUAGACUAGAGCUGCAGACUGUGUUGUCUAGACUAGAGCUGCAGACUGUGUUGACUAGACUAGAGCUGCAGACUGUGUUGACUAGACUAGAGCUGCAGACUGUGUUGUCUAGACUAGAGCUGCAGACUGUUGACUAGACUAGAGCUGCAGACUGUGUUGUCUAGACUAGAGCUGCAGACCGUGUUGACUAGACUAGAGCUGCAGACUGUGUUGCUUUCCUGUCUGCCUCCUCCUCUCAUUUCAAAUCCCCAUCUCUAUCUGAAUGGAACUACGAAAGGAGAAAGGAAUUACAAUCAUAAACACACACACAGAAAGCACACAGUGAUAGGCAUGCAAGCCAUAAAUUAAUCAAUCAAAUGUAUUUUAUAAAGCCCUUUUUACAUCAUCAACAGCACAAAGUUCUUUACAGAAACUGUACCCAGUCUACAACCCCAAAGAGCAAGCAAUGCAGACGCAGAAGCACAGUGUCUAGGAAAAACUCCCUAGAACGCAGUAACAUAGGAAGAAACCUAGAGAGAAACCAGGCUCUUCUGGCUGUACCGGGUGGAGAUUUAUGAGUACAUACUGUAUGGCCAAUAAAACCAGAUUUUUUUUUAAGGCAUUCAAACGUUCAUAGAUGACCAGCUGGGUCAAAUAAUAACCAUGGUGACUGUAGAGGGUACAACAGUUCAACACAAUGUCAGUUGGCUUUUCAUAAACAAACAUUCAAAGUUUCAAAGUGAAAGGUGCAGCAGCAGGUAGGAAGUGAGGGGGUCGAACAGCAGGUCUGGGACAAGGUAGCACACCCGGUGUAUUAUCAAAUAUACAGUAUACUGAACAAAAACAUAAAUGCAACAUGUAAAGUGCUGGUUCCAUGUUUCAUGAACUGAAAUAAAAGAUCCCAGAAAUUUUACAUGCGCACAAAAAGCUUAUUUCUCUCAAAUUUUUGCACAAAUUUGUUUACAUCCCUGUUAGUGAGCAUUUUAUCCUUUGUCAAAAUAAUCCAUCCACCUGACAGGUGUGGCAUAUCAAGAAGCUGAUUUAACAGUAUGGUCAUUACACAGGAGCACCUUGUGCUGGGGACAAUAAAAGGCCAAAAUGUGCAGUUUUGUCACAACACAAUGCCACAGAUGUUUUGAGGGGGUGUGCAAUUGGCAUGCUGACUGCAGGAAUGUCAACCAGAGCUGUUGCCAGAUAAUGUUCAUUUCUCUACCAUAAGUCACCUCUAACGUCGUUUUAGAGAAUUUGGCAGUACGUCCAACUGACCUCACAACCGCAGACCACGUGUAACCACGCCAGCCCAGGGCCUCCACAUCCGGCUUCUUCACCCGCGAGAUCGUCAGAGGGGGGAGGGGGGGGGGGGGGGUGCUGAGGAGUAGUUCUGUCUGUAAUAAAGCCCUUUUGUGGAGAAAAACGAUGAUUGGCUGGGCCUGGAAAAACUCAUUCUGAUUGGUUAUGCCCGCCCAGGCCCACCCAUGGCUGCGCCCCUGCCCAGUCAUGUGUAAUCCAUAGAUUAGGGCCUAAUGAAUUCAUUUCAGUUGACUGAUUUCCUUAUAUGAACUGUAACUAUAUUUGAAAUUGUUGCAUGUUGUGUUUAUAUUUUUGUUCAGUAUAUUAUUAUAAUAGAGCUAUGAUAGAGGUAACCUUAAACAAACACAUUGUCAAUGCACCCAAAUGGCCAACAUUAAUUUAUGUAAUCUGAACAAAUGAAACUGUUCGGCAAGGAAGAUGACUGUUGUGACAAUGUUUACUCAAACACAUUUCUCCCACCAGGCACAACAACAGAUACGUUUUAAAUCCGCAUAAAACUUUAAUACAUUUCACGCUAAUCUCUUCAUUAAUUAAUCGAUCAUACUUGAUGUUCUGAAAUCAUUCAAAAUGUGGGGAAUAAAUGUCUGUCCUAUUGUUGCUUCUGCUCCACAGUAUCCAUCAGCAGUAUAACUGACUGGCUGAUUCGGGAGGUUUCGGACACUGACGACAUCGGCUUUGACCCGUUCCUCUUCUCUAUCCGUAAGGCAGCCCAUAAAGAUCCAUGUCACACUUGACAGACUAUGGCACUUUGGUUUAGCAUCAAUAAAGACAUCAACCCAAACCGUAUGGAAAAUAUUAAUAGGGCAUUUUAAUUAUUAAGACCAACAAAACCAGUUGUUAUACAGUAGUGACCAUUCGCUUAAUAGCGAUAAUUUGAAAUAAGUAUUAAUGUACUAUCUAAUACAGUGCAUUCUGAAUGUAUUCAGACCCCUUGACUUUUUCCGCAUUUUGUUAUGUUACAGCCUUAUUCUAAAAUUGAUUAAAUAUUUUUUUCCCCUCAUCAAUCUACACACAAUAACCCAUAAUGGCAAAGCAAAAACAUGUUUUUAUACAUUUUUGUACAUUUAUAAAAAAAAGAAAGAACUGAAAUAUGACAUUUACAUAAGUAUUCAGACCCUUUACUCAGUACUUUGUUAAAGCACCUUUGGCAGCGAUUACAGCUUCAAGUCUUCUUGGGUAUGACGCUACAAGCUUGGCACACCUGUAUUUGGGGAGUUUCUCCCAUUCUUCUCUGCAGACUCUCUCAAGCUUUGUCAGGUUGGAUGGGGAGCGUCGCUGCCCAGCUAUUUUCAGAUCUCUCCAGAGAUGAUCGAUUGGGUUCAAGUCUGGGCUCUGGCUGGGCCACUCAAGAACAUUCAGAGACUUGUCCCGAAGCCACUUGCGUUGUCUUGGCUGUGUGCUUAGGAUCGUUGUCCUGUUGGAAAGUGAACCUUCGCCCCAGUCCGAGAUCCUGAGCGCUCUGGAGCAGGCUUUCAUCAAGGAUCUCUCUGUACUUUGCUACGUUCAUCUUUCCCUUGAUCCUGACUAGUCUCCCAGUCCCUGCUGCUGAAAAACAUCCCCACAGCAUGAUGCUGCCACCACCAUGCUUCAUCGUAUGGAUGGUGCCAGGUUUCCUCCAGACGUGAAGUUUGGCAAUCAGGCCAAAGAGUUAAAUCUUGGUUACAUCAGACCAGAGUAUCUUGUUUCUCAUGGUCUGAGAGUCCUUUAGGUGCCUUUUGGCAAACUCCUAGCGAGCUGUCAUGUGCCUUUUACUGAGGAGUGGCUUCCGUCUGGCCACUCUACCAUAAAGGCCUGAUUGGUGGAGUGCUGCAGAGAUGGUUGUCCUGGAAGGUUCUCCCAUCUCCACAGAGGAACUCUGGAGCUCUGUCAGAGUGACCAUUGGGUUCUUGGUCACCUCCCUGACCAAGGCCCUUCUCCCCUGAUUGCUCAGUUUGGCCAGGCGGCCAGCUCUAGGAAGAGUCUUGGUGGUUCCAAACUUCUUCCAUUUAAGAAUGAUGGAGGCCACCGUGUUCUUAGGGACCUUCAAUGCUGCAGAAUUUUUUUUGUUACUCUUCUCCAGAUCUGUGCCUUGACACAAUCCUGUCUUGGAGCUCCACGGACAAUUCGUUCGACCUCAUGGCUUGGUUUUUCCUCUGACAUUACAUUUACAUUUUAGUCAUUUAGCAGACGCUCUUAUCCAGAGCGACUUACAGGAGCAAUUAGGGUUAAGUGCCUUGCUCAAGGGCACAUUUACGUCAUUUAGCAGACGCUCUUAUCCAGAACGACUCACCAAUUGGUGCGUUCACCCUAUAGCCAGUGGGAUAACCACUUUACAAAUUUUUUUUGGGGGGGGGGGGUAGAAGGAUUAUUUUAUCCUAUCCCAGGUAAUCCUUAAAGAGGUGGGGUUUCAAAUGUCUCCGGAAGGUGGUGAGUGACUCCGCUAUCCUGGCGUCGUGAGGGAGCUUGUUCCACCAUUGGGGUGCCAGAGCAGCGAACAGUUUUGACUGGGCUGAGCGGGAGCUAUGCUUCCGCAGAGGAAGGGGAGCCAGCAGGCCAGAGGUGGAUGAACGCAAUGCCCUCGUUUGGGUGUAGGGACUGAUCAGAGCCCGAAGGUACAGAGGUGCCGUUCCCCUCACUGCUCCAUAGGCAAGCACCAUGGUCUUGUAGCGGAUGCGAGCUUCAACUGACAUGCACUGUCAACUGUGGGACCUUAUAUAGACAGGUGUGAUCCUUUCCAAAUCAUGUCCAAUCAAUUGAAUUUACCACAGGUGGACCCAAUCAAGUUGUAGAAACAUCUCAAGGAUGAUCAAUGGAAACAGGAUGCACCUGAGCUCAAUUUCGAGUCUCAUAGCAAAGGGUCUGAAUACUUAUUUAAAUAAGGUAUUUCUGUUUUAUAUUUUUAAUACAUUUGCAAACAUUUCUAACAACCUGUUUUCACUUUGUCAUUAUGGAGUAUUGUGUGUAGAUUGAUGAGGAUUUGUAUUUAUUUAAUCCAUUUUAGAAUAAGGCUGUAACGUAACAAAAUGUGGAAAAAGGGAAAGGGUCUGAAUACUUUCCGAAUGCACUGUAUAUGCCACUAUAUAUGCCAGCUAGCAGAUGCUUUUAUCCAAAAUGACUUAAACUACAGUGAGUGCAUAUAUGCUGUGUAUGUGAUCCCUUCAGGAUGUACUACAGUAUAAUGGUUGUCUUUUCCACCCCCCAUAGAAACCUAUGAGUCCUACAGCUACAACCUAGUUCCAGCCAAGCUAAUGCUGAAGUCCUUACCUGACAACCUGGUGGACAGAGUGUGGACAGACAGACCCCCCAUCCCUCCUGAUAACCUCAUCCGCCUGCCCGACAGAGUCGUAGGUGUGUGUGUGUCAGUGUCUAUCCAUGUGUGUGAGUGUGUGCGUGUGUUGAGUGUGUGAGUGAGUGAGUAAGUUACUGUGCAGUUCCCUUAGCUCUGGGCUGAUGAAUAGAUAAAUACUUGCUAACAGCGCAGAAAGCCAUAGGCUCACAAACUGUCAUUAACAUCCCCUUUAAUUGCUUAUGGCUGGCUAUCACUGCAGGUAAUUACUAUGUGGAAAGGGGCCAAUGAAUGGGGUUGUACCAUUAGUCUUGUCUCUGUGUGUUUCCCCAGAUAAUAAUCACUGAUACUCAGUGCUUGAUUUGGGCCGGAGCUGUCCUGAACGCAUACUGGCAAAUCUAAUUUUGGGGGAAUUGCGUACCAGCUCCUCUAUAAAAACAAAGUAGCCUAUGACUGGCCCAGAUUCACACACUGAGGCAAAACAUUUUUUAUCAAACCAGAAUGAAGAUGGGAUCUUCACUGAAUAGCAAGGGAGAGUGGGCAUUCAUUUCCUGUUUCCGCUUUGUUCAAGUUUAUUUGCUGCUAGUCUGUGAAUCUGUGACAGUAGGCUGUUCGAGAUUGCACAGAUUGAAAAUGAGCCCGCCUGAAUGGCAUGAUGCGCUGUUCCAAAUUGUCAAAUUAUGGUUUGUAAAGUCAUGAAAAGUAAUGGAAAUUAGUUUCAUAAAUGUUGUUAAUGUAAUUCAUGAAAGCACACUUUUAAAUAUGAUCAAUCAAUCAGCUGCUCAACAGGACCUCGAUAAGCAGACUUGGGUGUUUCAGGGCUGUUUCAAAAACCAAACCUUCACACCCAGGAGCUCUCCAGAUGGAGGGUUGACCACAUGUUGACAACAUGUGACUAACAGUGCAGUUCUAUGUGGGGGGCUAAGUGCCUUGAUCAAGUGCAACAUGGCAGGAAGUGGUAGGUCUACACUGCAUCAGACACAGCAGCUUUCCAGUGUCAAUAAUGCUUACUUUUUCAUGUAGGCUAUAAUAAUAGUCAUGAAAAUGUGGUUAAAAGUCUACGGAGAAUUCAUGGAAAAUGUGUAUAAACCAUUAACAGUGAAUAAUCAGAGGUCUCUAUAGCAUAAUGUCAUUUGUGUUUUCUCUAUGGUUUUACCUUUUUGGUUCCUAUUAUCAUGAUUAGACAGCAGUAGCAGUGCGUGGGUAAAAUCACUGAGGAAGCCAAGCCAGAAAUAAAAUAGCCAUAUUACAACCUAUGUGUUGUGAUAAUUGCAUUGUUUGCUCUAUAACCUGUUUGUUCAUAUGCCUUUCGACUGUCACAUACUGUAUAGGCCUAAGGCUGAGACAUAAAAAUUCAACCACACCUUUGUUUCAUCACAAAACCGGAGAGCAACCUCUGUCCAAUGAAGUCCACAAAGCAUAUUACAUGUAACAAACAAUAACAUGACCUACAGCAUGGUCAAGCAAGUUAAUGUUUCCAACAUGUUUGGACUACUAAACAACUAUUGAUUUAGAACCACGGAGAGUAACCGCAAGUCCCAAAGAAAACAGGAGCUGCCUCCACUAUUCCAGCACCAUUUUAACUUCAACAUUUUAACAUAAUCAAAUCACCUGUGCUUAAUCUAAUGUAGUGACAACUCAAAGAUACCAAAAACAAUUUAGUCCAAUCAACGUAAGCUAAAUAUGAUGUGGCUGUCCAUGGUUCUGAUUUCUGUGUGUGUGCGUGCGUUCAUGCAAGUACAAAAAACAUGUUGACUCACCCUACUUGUAGAGAAACGCCAAUGCCAUCUUUCUCUCUUUAUGUUUACGAAAUGGUCUAUGACUCUGUCAUACAGUACACGCUUUUAUUUUUAUCCAGAGCGACUUACAUCUAGCUACAUAUUGAACUUCCAUCCUCUCAGGCCACAUUGGCACAUUGUAGGAAUUUAUGGUUGGAUCAGAAUCGCCGUUAUAAUCAUUGGCCAGUACGGAGAAUUAAGUAAAACCACAAGUCCAAAUACCUAUCUCCAUCUAUGGCUAAUUUAGGAAAGGGCCAAUUUUAGCUAGCCACCGGAGGACAACAACACAAAGAGAUGCAACAAUUCAAGUUGUUUCUGUCAAUGACAUAUUGCUCUUGAAGUGAUGUGAUUGGAGUGAAGCCAAAUCUAAACUGGCUUCACUUUACACUUUUUUUUGGUGCACCAGGACCAUUCACAGAUGAGCUCGCUCAGUUUAGCUCAAUGCUGAUUGACUAUUAUUUUAUACUUUUUUAUCAAGGGAGGCCAAAUGCUCGCUGGCUUCCCUUGCAUUCAAUGCUACAGGUGGCAACAAUGUCAUACUCUUUUUGACCUGACAGCAUCAGAUAGAUGGCCUACACAUACAGAGACAGAGGGGCGCUGUUUCACUCACUUGGAUGCUUUCUCCGGUGAGAUACAUUCAGCCUCUUAAGAAUUGAAGGAAAAUUAUGAAACACCAAGUGAUGAAAGAUAAAUUAUUUUAAAUCUUGGUCAAUUUGUUGGGGAAGCCUGGCUUCCCUUGGCAUCCAUGAAUACACUCCACUGUUAGACCGUAAGUAAAUGGAGGGAUCAUAAAACUAAUGGCCAUUAUGGUGACCCAGAGUCUGUUUGUGUGUGUUUUCUCCUCUGGCGCCGACACACACCCAUUUGACAGAGAGGACCUGGCAGAUGAAAGUGGAACACAUACGGACUCAGAUGACAGAAAAUCCUUACAAGCCCACAGCGGUCCUGCUCUCUGCUCUUGAUGAGACUGCCUGUAAGAACGUCAAACCUGGACACUCCACAUUCAUAUUCAUUCACUUAACAUUUAAUCAUUUGAAGUCUUCAUUUCAGUCUUCUUAUCUGCUCUGUUUCAGGGCUGUUUAAUCUGCGUGGUAAUGAUGUGCCCUUCAACCCCUUCUUCUACUCCUACACACUACUGACCUUAAAUGAGAUCUGGUGGGUCUGAAGUCCUUUUCAUCAUGUAAAAUAUUGCUUUACAACGUUCAAACGUGCCCCUUGUGUACCAUAAACGUUGUUCAUGAGCCUAUUGGUCUGUCGGCCUGUUUGUAUCUCCCUCUCAGGUUGUUUGUACACAAGGACAGAGUGACAGAGGACUUGAAGUUAUACUUGAACUCCACUUGUUACCUGGCCCACUGUGUGCAGUUGUUAGAAUAUGACCAAGUGCGGACAAUGCUGAAGAACUACAUGACCAGACUUGGUGUAAAAGUGUGGAUCGGAACAGAGUACACCAACUAUGCCCUGUACGAGCUCAUCACUCCAGAAGUGAGGACAGGGGUGGUAUAUAACCUAUUAUUACACCCCUCAGUGACUGGGAAAGGUUCUUUCAAUGUGUGGUAUAUUUAUUUAUCACGCCUCCCUACACUUUACUGUAGAAGUAGGUUGUUGUUGUGUCGCAUUUCGUGUACAUGAGUAUGAACGGAGAGUAUUAAAACCAUAUCUCUCUACCCCUCCAUUUUAGGAGAAGCUACUGACCAGUGCCUACUCCCCGGUGCUGACCACUAAAGCAGUGAAGGACAAGACAGAGCAGCACAUCCUGAGAGACGCUCAUGUAUGUGACACACACACCUAUUUUCCCUAACUCCUAACCCUAACCUUAACCCCAAACCCCAAAUCAAACCGUUAAGACUAAAAUAGCAUUUUAACUAAUUCAGAACUAUUCUUGUUUUCCUACCUUGUCAGGACAUUCUGGUGACUUGUCAGGACAUUAUGGUCCUGAUAAGGUAGGAAAACAUGUACACACACACACACACACACACACACACAGAUGAAAACACAAGACUCCCUAUUCCCUCUCUUUAUUGAGUUGUGCUCUUAUUAAGCCAUAAAGUCUCACAACAGAGACGCCAGUGGCUCCAAUAGCUGUCUGCGAGCAUUCAGAUCCAAUGUGUUAUCAGUUCAUCUCAACAAGCCAUACUUUUCCAUAUGGGGAUUGUUAUAUUGGAGGCAAGAUUGCAUAAGUUUGCAUUAGUGCUUUCAAUACCCUUCAUGGGAUAUCCUGUCUAAGAUUUUCUGUCUUCUAUCCAUGACCAUUAAAGUCAGUUUUUAUGAUUGGCACCAAUAAAGCCCUUACAUUUAUGGUGUUGUUAUAAAUUCCUCUAUUCCUGUCGUCAUGGCUGUCAGCUAAUGGGGAUCCAAAUAAAGAUACAGAUCUGAGCUCGGCAGUAAGAUAUGACAGACUGUUGUCAUGGCAUUCACAUUUCAUAUGGGCCAUAAUGUCAAGGUGUUUGUAUGGAUUAUGACUCUGGAUGGAAGUUGUCCUUUGAAUCAGAUCUAGUAAUCAGCUUACAAACCCUAACCUCAACCAUUGCACACCCUAACCUCAAACAUUACACACCAUAACCUCAAACAUUACACACCCUAACCUAAACCCUUACACACCCUAACCUAAACCAUUACAAAUCCUAACCUCCACCAGUUUGAAAAUCUCAACCACUGUGGGGAAAAAACAGAAAGCUGAUCUGAGAUCAGGGGCCGUAUUUAUCAACUAUCUCAGAAUAGGAGUUCUGAUUUAGGAUCAGUAUUAUCUUUUAGAUUGCAAUUAAUAAGAUUACAUGGACCUGAUCCUAGAUCAGCAGUCCUACUUUGAGACGAUUGAAACAUACAGCCCCAGGGUUCAGGGGUAACGUCAUCCUACUCCUCUGUUGCAAAAGGAGAAAACCUUGUGUGGUCUGAUUGUCCUCUCUUGCUCUCCGUAGGUGAGGGAUGCUGUGGCAGUCAUACAGCUACUGAUGUGGCUGGAAAAAGUUGUACCAGAGGGGAAAGAGACAGAGAUGACAGCAGCAUAUUAUGUCAAUGAGUGUCGCAGGUGGGGAGAAGACACACACACACAUGCAUGUGUGCACGCACACACACUUAAGCAGACACACACACUUAAUCGCUAACACUAUCUUUGACACUUGACAGCAAGCAGAAGGACAGCAGGGGGCCAAGCUUUGAAACCAUAUCUGCCAGUGGGCCCAAUGCUGCUCUGGCCCACUAUAGGUAUCUAGAACUUUCUUUUCCACCUUGUCUCCUAAUGUUUUUGCUUAGUAUCUGCCUCACAGUACCACUAACUCUAUUGUUUUGUCACAAACGUUGUGUUAUAGCCCUUCUAAUGCAACCAGCAGAAAGCUUACUGUUGAUGAGAUGUACCUGGUGGACUCUGGUGGCCAGUAUCUGUGAGUAGAGAAGCUUUCUCACUAUAGUUGAGAAUGUAGUUAUCACCAUAGAAUUACAAAUAACACAUUAGAUUAGCAAUUUAAUAGGAUCUCUAUGGUAAACACUUGCAGUAUAUAUUUCAGUUAUUAUCCAUAUUGAAUCAAAUGUGAGCCAUGACUUGUGUUCUUGAAAUCCAUAGAGAUGGGACCACUGACAUCACACGAACUGUUCACUGGGGGACCCCCAACGAGAUGCAGAAGGUACAGGUGGCCCUAUGGGGCUAAGUAGCUUUAUACAGUUGAAGUUGAAAAUUUACAUAAACUUAGGUUGGAGUCAUUAAAAAACUCGUUUUUCAACCACUCCACAAAUUUCUUGUUAACAAACUAUAGUUUUGGCAAGACGGUUAGGACAUCUACUUUGUGCAUGACACAAGUUUUCCAACAAUUGUUUACAGACAGAUUAUUUCACUUAUAAUUCACUGUAUCACAAUUCCAGUGGGUCAGAAGUUUACAUACACUAAGUUGACUGUGCCUUUAAAAAGUUUGGAAAAUUCCAGAAAAUGAUGUCAUGGCUUUAGAAGCUUCUGACAGGCUAAUUGACAUAAUUUGAGUCAAUUGGAGGUGUACCUAUGGAUGUAUUGCAAGUCCUACCUUCAAACUCAGUGCCUCUUUGCUUGAAAUCAUGGGAAAAUCUAAAGAAAUCAGCCAAGACCUCAGAAAGAAAAUUGUAGACCUCCACAAGUCCAGUUCAUCCUUGGGAGCAAUUUCCAAACACCUGAAGGUACCACGUUAAUCUGUACAAACAAUAGUACGCAAGUAUAAACACCAUGGGACCACGCAGCUGUCAUACUGCUCAGGAAGGAGACGCGUUCUGUCUCCUAGAGAUGAACGUACUUUGGUGCGAAAAGUGCAAAUCAAUCCCAGAACAACAGCAAAGGACCUUGUGAAGAUGCUGGAGGAAACAGGUACAAAAGUAUCUAUAUCCACAGUAAAACGAGUCCUAUAUCGACAUAACCUGAAAGGCCGCUCAGCAAGGAAGAAGCCACUGCUCCAAAACCACCAUAAAAAAGCCAGACUACGGUUUGCAACUGCACAUGGGGACAAAGAUCGUACUUUUUGGAAAACUGUCCUCUGGUCUGGUGAAACAAAAAUAGAACUGUUUGGCCAUAAUGACCAUCGUUAUGUUUGGAGGAAAAAGGGGGUGCCUUGCAAGCUGAAGAACACCAUCCCAACCGUGAAGCAUAGGGGUGGCAGCAUCAUGCUGUGGGGGUGCUUUGCUGCAGGAGGGACUGGUGCACUUCACAAAAUAGAUGGCAUCAUGAGGAAGGAAAAGUAUGUGGAUAUAUUGAAGCAACAUCUCAAGACAUCAGUCAGGAAGUUAAAGCUUGGUCGCAAAUGGUUCUUCCAAAUGGACAAUGACCCCAAGCAUAUUUCCAGAAUUGUGGCAAAAUGGCUUAAGGACAACAAAGUCAAGGUAUUGGAGUGGCCAUCACAAAGCCCUGACCUCAAUCCUAUGGAAAAUGUGUGGGCAGAACUGAGAAAGCGUGUGAGCAAGGAGGCCUACAAACCUGACUCAGUUACACCAGCUCUGUCAGGAGGAACGGGCCAAAAUUCAACCAACUUAUUGUGGGAAGCUUGUGGAAGGCUACACGAAACGUUUGACCUAAGUUAAACAAUUUAAAGGCAAUGCUACCAAAUACUAAUUGAGUGUAUGUAAACUUCUGACCCACUGGGAAUGUGAUGAAAUAAAUAAAAGCUGAAAUAAAUAAUUCUCUCUACCAUUAUUCUGACAUUUCACAUUCUUAAAAUAAAGUGGUGAUCCUAACUGACCUAAGACAGGGAAUUUUUACUAAGAUUAAAUGUCAGGAAUUGUGAAAAACUGAGUUGAAAUGUAUUUGGCUAAUGUGUAUGUAAACUUCUGACUUCAGCUGUAUAUACCAGGGAUGGGCAACUUUGAUGGGGGUGGGGGCCACAAAAAAAUCUGAACUCAUCAUGAGGGGCCGCAGUGGCGUGCGGUUCUGCGUACCCACAUCCAUACGAACACAUGCAGUCAGAGCCGGCCCUAGCCUUUUGGGGGCCCUAAGUGAAAUUGUAUUACCUCUGUCAAAUGAAUAUGUAGAUAUAUAAAUGACCUUUAUACCUGAUAUACAGUGGGGAGAACAAGUAUUUAAUACACUGCUGAUUUUGCAGGUUUUCCUACUUACAAAGCAUGUAGAGGUCUGUAAUUUUUAUCAUAGGUUCACUUCAACUGUGUGAGAUGGAAUCUAAAACAUCCUGAAAAUCACAUUGUAUGAUUUUUAAGUAAUUAAUUUGCAUUUUAUUGCAUGACAUAAGUAUUUGAUCACCUACCAACCAGUAAGAAUUCCGGCUCUCACAGACCUGUUAGUUUUUCUUUAAGAAGCCCUCCUGUUCUCCACUCAUUACCUGUAUUAACUGCACCUGUUUGAACUCGUUACCUGUAUAAAAGACACCUGUCUACACACUCAAUCAAACAGACUCCAACCUCUCCACAAUGGCCAAGACCAGAGAGCUGUGUAAGGACAUCAGGGAUAAAAUGGUAGACCUGCACAAGGCUGGGAUGGGCUACAGGACAAUAGGCAAGCAGCUUGGUGAGAAGGCAUCAACUGUGGGCGCAAUUAUUAGAAAAUGGAAGAAGUUCAAGAUGACGGUCAAUCACCCUCAGUCUGGGGCUCCAUGCAAGAUCUCACCUCGUAGGGCAUCAAUGAUCAUGAGGAAGGUGAGGGAUCAGCCCAGAAUUACACGGCAGGACCUGGUCAAUGACCUGAAGAGAGCUGGGACCACAGUCUCAAAGAAAACCAUUAGUAACACACUACGCCGUCAUGGAUUAAAAUCCUGCAGCGCACGCAAGGUCCCCCUGCUCAAGCCAGCGCAUGUCCAGGCCCAUCUGAGGUUUGCCAAUGACCAUCUGGAUGAUCCAGAGGAGGAAUGGGAGAAGGUCAUGUGGUCUGAUGAGACAAAAAUAGAGCUUUUUGGUCUAAACUCCACUCGCCGUGUUUGGAGGAAGAAGAAGGAUGAGUACAACCCCAAGAACACCAUCCCAACCGUGAAGCAUGGAAGUGGAAACAUCAUUCUUUGGGGAUGCUUUUCUGCAAAGGGGACAGGACGACUGCACCGUAUUGAGGGGAGGAUGGAUGGGGCCAUGUAUCGCGAGAUCUUGGCCAACAACCUCCUUCCCUCAGUAAGAGCAUUGAAGAUGGGUCGUGGCUGGGUCUUCCAGCAUGACAACGACCCGAAACACACAGCCAGGGCAACUAAGGAGUGGCUCCGUAAGAAGCAUCUCAAGGUCCUGGAGUGGCCUAGCCAGUCUCCAGACCUGAUCCCAAUAGAACAUCUUUGGAGGGAGCUGAACGUCUGUAUUGCCCAGCGACAGCCCCAAAACCUGAAGGAUCUGGAGAAGGUCUGUAUGGAGGAGUGGGCCAAAAUCCCUGCUGCAGUGUGUGCAAACCUGGUCAAGACCUACAGGAAACGUAUGAUCUCUGUAAUUGCAAACAAAGGUUUCUCUACCAAAUAUUAAGUUCUGCUUUUCUCAUGUAUCAAAUACUUAUGUAAUGCAAUAAAAUGCAAAUGAAUUACUUAAAAAUCAUACAAUAUGAUUUUCUGGAUUUUUGUUUUAGAUUCCGUCUCUCACAGUUGAAGUGUACCUAUGAUAAAAAUUACAGACCUCUACAUGCUUUGUAAGUAGGAAAACCUGCAAAAUCGGCAGUGUAUCAAAUACUUGUUCUCCCCACUGUAUACCUUUAUGUAGCCUAUAGUUAUUUCAUACGUCUAAUCUCAUAAUUUCAAACCAAUUCUCUGAUCAACACCGUUCUCUCACAUCAAAGGAAGCCUUCACUCGUGUGCUCAUGGGAAAUAUUGAGAUCUCUCGGACCAUCUUCCCCUCAGGGACAAAAGGUGAGUGCAAUGCAAUUUACAACUGCACCGAAGCAGAUGUUCAUUCACGUCACACUGUCAGAGGUUACUACUGGUGGAUAUGUAAAAGCAUACGAGUGAUAUUCUAUACAACCACAAGAGGGCCCUCUUUUUUCACUAGUCCCCUAGCAAGGUGAUUUUGUGGUUAUUUUACAAAAAGUACAUUGGGUCUGUCUGAGGCCCUGUUUGUUGAAUACUUUGAAAAUGCAUCUUUCCUUCUUUGAGAUCGCUGAUCUGACAUGACUGUAUUUGUGAAAGGUAUAUGAGGGAACCUUUACUUUCACGGUUGUGUUAAAUCAGUGAUUACUUCAAGAGAGGAAGUAAAAAUACAUGUUUUAAAGUAUGCCAACAAGAAGUGGUUGUAAAGGCUUGAAGGAUGUUUUACACCAGGGCACGUUAACGCUUUUGUUUAUCAACAGGUGUCAACAUGGAGAUGCUGGGGCGCCGGGCAUUGUGGGAAGUGGGCCUGAACUACGGCCAUGGAACGGGUCACGGCGUGGGAAACUACUUUGGCGUCCAUGAGUGUAUAAUUGCUUUACUUAUUGUAUCUUUUUAGUCUAUCAUCUUUAGUAUCGUUUUAUGAUACUGAUAUUCAGAGUUGUUAUGAUUUCAUUGUAGUCAAGGUGACUUGAAAGAAAUGUGCCAAUCACACUGUAUUAUUUUAUCUAAAUGCAAAAUAAAAUCCUUGAAUAAUACACUAUUGAAAAUAACAGAAGGAAAUUAAAGUAGCUCUAUGUGACCAUAGAGUUUUGGAUUUUACAAAUCUUAUUCCAUCACAGGGCCUGUUGGCUUUCAGAGCAAUAACAUUCCAUUCCGGGAAGGCAUGUUCACGUCUAUAGGUAAGAUCUUACCAAAUCAAAUGUGUGUCCUUAUCUUCAAUUAACAUCUUGAGGUUCAUCAUAAGGUUCAUUUAGAUUUUUUAGCUGCCAUUUUGACUUGAAUGAAUAGGAAGAGAAUGGAAACCUUUAUUUCAUGAGCAGGUUGUAUCUAUUCCAGAACCAGGAUAUUACAAGGAAAAUGACUUUGGGAUCCGUAUUGAAGAUGUUGUCGUCAUCGUGCCAGCUCACACAAAGGUAGAUAAACUAUUUAACUACAGCAUUUUUAUUAAACAUGUGGAAAUACCAGAUAAGUGUGGGUAAAUAUUAAUAACAUUUAACUAUGAUGGGGAUGUAUUAAAGCUGUGAAAAGAUUCUAGCUAUCCAUAAUAUGACGUCAAUUGUCAGAUGUCAAAUGUAGAAUGUCUGAAAAUGACGUGUUUCCAAAUGUGCGAUUUUUACCUGUGAAAUGUCCGAAAAUCAUGAGUUUCACGUGUGAAAUCGGCUUCAUGAGACGUGACUUUUCCAUAAGGGAUGUCAACGGUUGUGUUCCAGCCCGGCUUCAGGCAUUGUAUCAACCAAUAGUUGUGUGCCACGUCAUCGACUGCGCAGUCGACAUCAGAUUGCUAUAUUAUAUGAUGUGGUUUGCUGAUAAGUUAAACCCAUUUGUAUUUGUAGUUAUUAGGGAUUCCCAUUAGCUGGUGCCAAGGCAGCAGCUACUCUUCCUGGGGUCCAAGCACAUUAAGGCACUUACAUCACACAUACAAUGGUUGUGAGAUCUGGCAUGUGUCUGCAAUGUAGUCCGCUAGGAAUGUGGCCAAAGACUGUGACAAUCAUUGACUUUCUACCCUUUGUGUAUUUGUCUCCUGCAGUAUGGCCAUAAUUACCUGACCUUUGAGACUGUGUCAUUAGUCCCGUAUGACAGGAAGCUGAUUGACACCGCUCUCAUGAGCCCACAACAGGUAAGAAACACAUGGUGUUGACACUUAACUUGUACCCUCUGUCAUGAGGCCUACUUACUGCAAUGACAGCAGAUAUCACAUCAUCAGCAGUCAUGAUAAAACAUCCUCACCAGUCAUCACAGCUAGUGUCAGCUUAAUUAACAACUGAAUUAAGACUGACAUGAUGUCCAUCAUACAAUUACAUAUUUAAUGUAAUUUAAUAUAUAUUUAAAUUUAAAUAUUUGUUAUUUAUUAUAUAGAAUCCCACUUUGUAAAAUGUGUAAUUUGAUAUGAUCUCUGUGAUGUACAUUAGAUCAUUAUUAUGACUGCAUUAUAGUUAUGACUGAAGGUUCAAAAACAUUGAAAGGUUCAAUUAUCUGUGACAUCUAGUAUGAUAGCAUGAGGUAAAUACACAUUAGAGCUUCAGACUGACAGGUUGAGGUGUAUUCAUGCUGAUAGUGUGGGUUUCCUCUGAAAAUCCCCCUCAUAGUUUUCAGGCAGCUUUCAAGACCUGCAAGUUUUUUUGGAGAAACCACGUAUGAAGUUUAUCAGCAGUGAUAUUACUUUCUAUUCGUGGUCUCAGAGAAAACAAAGCCAGCACUUUCAUUUUGUACAUGUAGCUUGAUCCGUAAUCUACUCCUUUAUGUUCAGCCGUGCUGCCUUGUUUUAUUGUAAACAGUGCUCAUAUAUUAUGCAGUUUGAAUAAAGUUAGCUACACCUGUCACUAAAAGUGAAUCUCACACUAUUUCUGGACACACACAUAAUAUGACUACUGUAAAAGCCAUAAAAACUUUAAAAUGUCUCUCCUGUGAAGUAGUGAUGUGCAACAUGCGCAUAGCUUCUUGAAAUGGGUCACACAUGUCCUAUUUUAGUACUGCUACUGUUUUGAUUUGAUUUAUUAGGAUCCCCAUUAGCCGACGCCAAUGGCGACAGCUAGUCUUACUGGGGUCUGACGUAUAACGAAAAAUACAUCACAGACAAAAUACUUUACAAUUUCCAUGCAUUUAAAAACAUUAACAUGUAGUGUGUGUGUGUGCAUCUAUCAGUUACACAUAUAUGUCAAUACAUACACACAAGUAGGUCACGGGGGAGAGGCAUUGUGCCGUGAGGUGUUGCUUUAUUUGUUUUUUGAAACCAGGUUUGCUGUUCACUUGAAACCAGGUUUGCUGUUCACUUGAAACCAGGUUUGCUGUUCACUUGCGCUAUAUAAGAUGGUAGGGAGUUCCAUGCACUCAUGGCUCUGUAUAAUACUGUACAUUUCCUUGAAUUUGUUCUGGAUCUGGGGACUGUGAAAAGACCUCUAGUGGCAUGUCUGGUGGGGUAAGUGUGUGUGUGUCAGUGAUGUGUGUAAGUUGACUAUGCAAACAAUUAGGAAAUACCAACACAUUAAUGUUUCUUAAAAGAACAAGAAGUGACACAGUCAGUCUUUCCUCAACUCUUAGACAAGAGAGACUGGCAUGCAUUGUAUUAAUAUUAGCCCUCUGAUUACAAUGAAGAGCAAGACGUGCCACUCUGUUCUGGACCAGCUGCAGCUUAACUAGGUCUUUCUUUUGCAGCGCUUGACCAUACAAUAAUCAAGAUAAGAUCAAACUAGAGCCUGCAGGACUUGCUUUGUGGAGUGUGGUGUCAAAAAAGCAUAGUAUCUCUUUAUUACGGACAGACCUCUCCCCAUCUUUACAACCAUUGAAUCUAUAUGUUUUGACCAUGACAGUUUACAAUCUAAGGUAACACCAAGUAAUUUAGUCUCCUCAACUUGUUCAACAGCCACACCAUUCAUUACCAGAUUCAGCUGAGGGUCUAGAAUGAUUUGUACCAACUACAAUGCUCUUAGUUUUAGAGAUGUUCAGAAGCAGUUUAUGACUAGCCACAUAUUACAAAACAGUCUGCAACUCUUUGUUAAGGGCUUCAGUGACUUCAUUAGCUGUGGUUGCUGAUGUGUAUUUGGUUGAAUCAUCAGCAUACAUGGACACACAUACUUUGUUUAAUGACAGUGGCAGGUCUUUGGUAAAAAUAGACAAGAGUAGAGGGCCUAGAGAGCUGCCCUGCAGUACAUUAGAGACGUUUCCAUUAAAGAAAAUCCUCUGAGUUUUUUUUGUUGAUAGAUAGCUCUGAAUCCACGAUAUGGCAGAGGUUGAAAAGCCAUAACACAUACAUUUUCUCAACAAGAGGUAAUAAUAUCAAAGGCUGCACUGAAAUCUAACAGUACAGCUCCCACAAUCUUCUUAUUAUCAAUUUCUUUCAACCAAUCAUCAGUCAUUUGUGUCAUUUCAGUACAUGUUGAGUGCCCUUCUCUAUAAGCAUGCUGAAAGUCUGUUGUUAAUUUGUUUACAGGGAAGUAGCAUUGUAUUUGAUCAAACAAAAAUGUUUCCAACAGUUUGCGAAGAGCUGACAGCAAGCUGAUACAGCUGUAGGUCUGCUGUUAGAACCAGUAAAGGCAGCUUUACCACUCUUGGGUAGCGGAAUGACUUUGGCUUCCCUCCAGGCCUGAGGACAAAGACUUUCCUUUAAACUCAGAUUAAAGAUAUGACAGAGAGGAGUGGCUAUAGAGUCAGCUACCAUCCUCAGUAGCUUUCCAUCUAAGUUGUCAAUGCCAGGAGGUUUAUCAUUAUUGAUCGGUAACAAUAUUUUUUCCACCUCUCCCACACUAACUUUACACAAUUCUAACUUGCAAUGCUUUUCUUUCAUUAUUUGUUUUUUAAUACGAGUACGAUGGCUCACCGUUCGUUGUUGGCACUUCCUGCCUAAAUUUGCCCACUUUGCCAAUUAAGUAAUCAUUAAAAUAAUUGGCAAAUGGUUUUGUGAUGAAUAAGCCAUCUGAUUCGAUGAAAGGUGGAGAUGAAUUUGUCUUUCUGCUCAUCAUUUCAUUUAAAGUACUCCAAUGUUUUUUUCCCAUCAUUCUUUAUAUCAUUGAUCUUGACUUCAUAAUACAGUUUCUACUUCUUUUUGUUGACUUUGGUCACAAAAUGUCUCAAUUUCCAGUAAGUCAGCCAGUCAGACCUAUUAUUCACUCGGUUUGCCCCAUCUCUUUCAGCCAUACAGUUUUUCAAUUCCUCAUCAAUCCAUGGAGCCUUAACAGUUCUAACAGACAGUUUCUUAACAGGCGCAUGUUUAUCAAUAAUUGGAAGUAACAAUUUCAUAAAUUCAUCAAGUGCAGCGUCUGGAUGCUCCUUAUUAAUCACAUCAGACCAACAAAUAUUUUUAACAUCAUCCACAUAAGAGGCAUAGCUAAAUAUUUUGUAUGAUCUCUUAUACACUAUUUUAGGUCCAGCUUUUGGAACUUUGGCUUUCCUGGAUGUAGCCACUAUAUUGUGAUCACGGCAUCCAAUGGGUUUCGGAUACAGCUUUAGAACAAAGUUCUACAGUAUUAGUAAAAAUGUGAUCAAUACAUGUGGAUGAUCUUGUUCCUGUAGUGUUUGUAAACACCCUGGUCGGUUGAUUAAUAACCUGAACCAGAUUACAGGCACUGAUUACAGUGAGAAGCUUCCUCUUGAGCGGACAGCUUGAUGAAAACCAGUCAAUAUUCAGGUCCCCAUGAAAUUAGACCUCUCUGUUUACAUCACAUUCACUAUCAAGCAUUUCACACACAUUAUUUAGAUACUGACUGUUAGCAGUUGGUGGCCUAUAGCAACACCCCAAAAGGCUUUAGAUGUGCCAGGUGACCCUGCAACCACAACACUUGACAUAAGAUCUUCUCUAAGCAUUACAGGGAUAUGGCUCUGAAUAUAUACAGCAACCCUUCCCCCAUAAGCAUUCCUGUCUCUUCUAUAGAUGUUAUAUCCGUGUAUUGCUACUGAUAUGGCUAAUAUAUUAAUGUUUUCUGAUGUUAGCAAGUUAUUGAUUUCAUUAACCUUAUUUCUAAGGCUACAUAUAUUAAUAUGAGCUAUGUUCAGCCCUUUCCUGGGUAGCUCAUCAGCCAUAGACAUAAUAUGGAAAAGAGCAAACAAAGCAAGAGAAAAAAUAUAUACAUUCACUGUGUGUGUAUAUGUGACCAACCGCCUUGAUUCGGUCUUAUGUAGCAAAAUUUGAAAUUGUGUUUUUUACAUUGGAUAAAAGCAGAGACACAGAGCUACAAAAUGGUUGAAUGUUUUGGUACCUACUGAAGAGCUCUUCUUUGUCUACACCCAUUCAGCAUCGUUCACACCCUGUUAAGCUUUAGUCCCACCCAUCUCGUUUCACUCUCGGAACGUUCAGAGUGCACACUGGACGCUCUGGCUGAGGAGUAGGGUUGAUCCGAGCGUUCUGACCUCACAACGGCAGUGAAGCACCCAAGCUAAGCACCCAUUUAAUGAGAGAACACCCCACUGACCAUUUUACUCACCCUAGCAGAGCUGGUUAGACUGUGUUCAUGUUAUUCAGAGCGUUGGUGACUGUAACUGUGCUGCUGGCAACAAUAUAACUACGCUUUUUUGCCAACAUUUACUGACACGGCCAUAUUCAACGGGUGUUGAGCGUUCGUAAAUUCAUCAGUUAUUCUGCGAUCUGGCAUACUCAGAAUGAAUUUACGAACGCACCCGAAAUGUUUACUUGCAUAGUGGAGUCUUUUGUUAAGAAAUUUAGCUAGCUAGCUAGGUAAACAAUUGACCAUAAUCCCAAAUCAUGACGUUACUACCCUGCAUGAAUCUGCAGGUAGCUAACCAACCAGGUUCAAUGUUAGCUAGCUAACAUUAGGCUAUAACUAGCCAAGCAAAUGGCUCUGAGAAAUGAAUAACAAGAUAGUACAUGUAACGUUAGCUAGCAAGCCAGCCAGCUAACAUUAGCUAGCUAGCUAAACAAUUAACAAUACCAACUCAUGACGUUACUGCCCUGCAUGAAUCUGCAGGUAGCUAACCAAGUUGCCAUAAUUACUGUGUAAGUCUAUGGAAGGGGGUGAGAGCCAUGAGCCUCCUAGGUUUUGUAUUGAAGUCAAUGUACCCAGAGGAUGACGGAAACUAGCUGUACUCCGGCUACACAAUGGUGCUACCCUACAAAGUGCUGUUGAGGCUACUGUAGACCUUCAUCACAAAACAGUGUGUUGUAAUCAAUUAUUUGGUGAUGUGAAUAUAUUUAGCAUAGUUUUAUCUAAAAAUGAUCACUUUUUUAAGGUUUCACAGUUUAAAAAAAUUCAUAAAUUCACUGAGAAGGAUGGUCCUCCCUUUCAUCCUCUGAGGAGCCUCCACUGGUGCAUGUGGCAUGUGUAAAUGCAUGUACAGUGGGGAAAAAAGUAUUUAGUCAGCCACCAAUUGUGCAAGUUCUCCCACUUAAAAAGAUGAGAGAGGCCUGUAAUUUUCAUCAUAGGUACAUGUCAACUAUGACAGACAAAUUGAGAUCCAGAAAAUCACAUUGUAGGAUUUUUAAUGAAUUUAUUUGCAAAUUAUGGUGGAAAAUAAGUAUUUGGUCACCUACAAACAAGCAAGAUUUCUGGCUCUCACAGACCUGUAACUUCUUCUUUAAGAGGCUCAUCUGUCCUCCACUCGUUACCUGUAUUAAUGACACCUGUUUGAACUUGUUGUCAGUAUAAAAGACACCUGUCCACAACCUCAAACAGUCACACUCCAAACUCCAUUAUGGCCAAGACCAAAGAGCUGUCAAAGGACACCAGAAACAAAAUUGUAGACCUGCACCAGGCUGGGAAGACUGAAUCUGCAAUAGGUAAGCAGCUUGGUUUGAAGAAAUCAACUGUGGGAGCAAUUAUUAGGAAAUGGAAGACAUACAAGACCACUGUAAUCUCCCUCGAUCUGGGGCUCCACGCAAGAUCUCACCCCGUGGGGUCAAAAUGAUCACAAGAACGGUGAGCAAAAAUCCCAGAACCACACGGGGGGACCUAGUGAAUGACCUGCAGAGAGCUGGGACCAAAGUAACAAAGCCUACCAUCAGUAACACACUACGCCGCCAGGGACUCAAAUCCUGCAGUGCAAGACGUGUCCCCCUGCUUAAGCCAGUACAUGUCCAGGCCCGUCUGAAGUUUGCUAGAGUGCAUUUGGAUGAUCCAGAAGAGGAUUGGGAGAAUGUCAUAUGGUCAGAUGAAACCAAAAUAGAACUUUUUGGUAAAAACUCAACUCGUCGUGUUUGGAGGACAAAGAAUGUUGAGUUGCAUCCAAAGAACACCAUACCUACUGUGAAGCAUGGGGGUGGAAACAUCAUGCUUUGGGGCUGUUUUUCUGCAAAGGGACCAGGACGACUGAUCCGUGUAAAGGAAAGAAUGAAUGGGGCCAUGUAUCGUGAGAUUUUGAGUGAAAACCUCCUUCCAUCACCAAGGGCAUUGAAGAUGAAACGUGGCUGGGUCUUUCAGCAUGACAUUGAUCCCAAACACACCGCCCGGGCAACGAAGGAGUGGCUUCGUAAGAAGCAUUUCAAGGUCCUGGAGUGGCCUAGCCAGUCUCCAGAUCUCAACCCCAUAGAAAAUCUUUGGAGGGAGUUGAAAGUCUGUGUUGUCCAGCGAGAGCUCCAAAACAUCACUGCUCUAGAGGAGAUCUGCAUGGAGGAAUGGGCCAAAAUACCAGCAACAGUGUGUGAAAACCUUGUGAAGACUUACAGAAAAUGUUUGACCUGUGUCAUUGCCAACAAAGGGUAUAUAACAAAGUAUUGAGAAACUUUUGUUAUUGACCAAAUACUUAUUUUCCAUCAUAAUCUGCAAAUAAAUUCAUUAAAAAUCCUAAAAUGUGAUUUUCAGGAUUUAUUUUUCUCAUUUUGUCUGUCAUAGUUGACGUGUACCUAUGAUGAAAAUUACAGGCCUCUCUCAUCUUUUUAAGUGGGAGAACGUGCACAAUUGGUGGCUGACUAAAUACUUUUUUUCCCCACUCUAUGUGUGUGCGUGCCAGCUUACUGUGGUGUGUGUCACUGGUUUGCUGCUCAUGUGUGUCUGUGUCCCACUGACCCAGUCUCCACUGUUAUCCCCUUCAGCUGCAGUGGCUGGAUAAGUACUACCUGACCAUACGUGAGCUAAUGGGGGCGGAGCUGGACAAGCAGGGCCUGACAGAGGAGAAGAAGUGGAUGCUGAAGCACACAGUGCCUUUCCAGAGUGCCACUGCUUCUGCUGCCGUCUCCUCCCUCAGCCUGACCCUCACCGCCCUAGCCACCGCCCUCCUCCACAACCUCCUCUGAGGAGCCUCCAUCCCUCGCUCCACUUCUCCUGCCAUCUCUCCCUCCAUCUCUCAAUCCUUCUCUCCCUUUAUCUCAUCUCACUCCAUCUCUUAUGGCUAGUAUUAUUAUGUUAGCUGUCAGCCUAUGCAGUUCCUGUGCAUAGUAAAUGUAUUGUUGUCGUUCAAUGUUUGAUUUCAAUGAAUGUUUUGAUUACUACCUUUUAGUUGAUUUCAAUUAGUUUUUUCAGUAUUUGGUGAUAUAUUUUCAGCUGCUUUGUUUUGUCACUUUUUGAUGUCCAACCUCUCUGUGUUUCGAAUCCGUUUUUUUGUAUGUAAUUUAUUAAAAUAUGAUUAUUUUAAAGUUUAUGAGUACCAUUUGUUAACCGACCUGUUAUUCAGUACUUACUUUCCGUGUAGAAUGCUUUGAAUGUAUAUCAAGCAUACUUUGUCCCUGAAGAAAAAGUUGAACCAAACAAACUCAAUAUAAAACACUACAUUACAAGAUGGCCAUGAUGAAACGAUGAAUGUUGUAUUGUAAUCUGUGCCUGUUAGCACUUUGUGAGGGACAGAUAAUUGGGGUCAUCAUCACAUGCUGAGUGUUAAUCAGUGUCUCUAAAAGCAGCCAUUGUCACUGUCUGAUAUGAGUCACACCCCCCCUCCAACCAUCUGAACAGCUCUUGAGGUUCGUCUAGCUGUGCCACAUGUGAAGAACUAGUGCCAGUGAGACAGGGGCUGUUGCUUGGCAACAGACCUGUCAGAGCUGCAGGAAGGUGUGAAUGUGGGUUUUACAAAGACGUCCGCCCUGCUGCACGCUUUUGUUUGACUUGCAUCCCUCCCACAUUCGAAAACAAGUUUUCAUAAGAAGAGAAAGAUGGCUUUUCUUUGUUAUAUUUCUUUUGUUGUUGGUUAGAUGACACUGUCCAUUUAACUCUCUGUGUGUGUUUGAAAUGGUUGGGUCUGUGGCUAUUGCCACUGGAGAAAGAGGAACAAUGCAAUGACUAAUUGAUGUUGAAAAUAUGAGCUCAUUGUCUCUGUGUAAGCAACAUUUCCCUACAACCUGAACACAGUUUUAGUAAAUGUACUAUCUCUUAACUUUCACAUUGUCCCUAAAUGAAGUGUAUACUGUUGUAUAUACUGUACAUCCACUUGGAUAGCUACUGUUUGUUCUUUCAAUGAAACCAGUAUAUCUUAUGCUGAAUAUUGUUUAUUUAUCCUUUUGUCCCUCAAACGUUUGUACAAACACACAAAACCUCAAACUUGCAGCCAACCUUCGAUUCGAAUGAAGAGGAAACUAAACUAGGGCAUCCUCUAGUCAUGUCGUUUGUCAACCCUCCAAAAUAAUACAUUUAACAUGUAAAAUACAUUCGGAAAGUAUUCAGACC
This is a messenger RNA of Coregonus sp. 'balchen', 29233 nucleotides long. The record is from the annotation of a GenBank genome assembly. NCBI's taxonomy places the organism in Eukaryota, Metazoa, Chordata, Actinopteri, Salmoniformes, Salmonidae.